AUGCAAGUCCAGGCAGUUGUUAGAAUUCUGCAAAUUUUAAAGAUGACAAAAACAAUGCAAGUUCCCCUGUCCUAUGCUGAGGACAUCAUUGGGAUUGGUGGAGCAAACAUUGCAUACAUUCGUCGUACAAGUGGAGCAAUUCUUACUGUACAAGAGAGUAUGGGCUUACCUGAUGAGAUUACUGUUGAAAUUAAGGGCACUUCUUCACAAGUUCAGGCAGCUGAACAACUUAUUCAGGUAGGACCAUCGGAUUUCUAG
Molecule: messenger RNA, 258 nt
Organism: Ilex paraguariensis (yerba mate)
Lineage: Eukaryota; Viridiplantae; Streptophyta; Magnoliopsida; Aquifoliales; Aquifoliaceae
Source: the annotation of a GenBank genome assembly